Notolabrus celidotus (New Zealand spotty) is the source of this 6069-nucleotide messenger RNA. RefSeq names its product retinitis pigmentosa GTPase regulator a (gene rpgra). Gene Ontology annotation, molecular function: ubiquitin protein ligase activity. Lineage: Eukaryota; Metazoa; Chordata; Actinopteri; Labriformes; Labridae. Bases 1 to 5619 code for a protein of 1872 amino acids. Gene Ontology annotation, cellular component: photoreceptor outer segment. The transcript is spliced from 15 exons. Gene Ontology annotation, biological process: protein ubiquitination; ubiquitin-dependent protein catabolic process; visual perception. The record is from RefSeq and is a predicted model, not a curated record.
AUGACGGGACAGAGAGAUGAGGACAUACCUGAAACAGGUGCCAUCUUCACAUUUGGAAGGAGCGGAUUUGCUGACAAUGUGCCUUGUAAAUUCUGGCUGAAAAAUGACCAACCAGUGCAAGUAUCCUGCGGCGGAGAGCACACUGCUGUCAUCACAGGAAAUGGCAGGCUGCUAAUGUUUGGUGAUAAUACUUGGGGCCAACUUGGGCUUGGAUUGAAGCAUGCUGCAAGCAAACCUGCCUCAGUGAAAGCCUUAAAGCCUGAGAAGGUGAAGCUAGUAGCUUGUGGGAGAGAUCACACAAUUGUCUGCACAGAGCAGGGACGUCUGUAUGGUGCUGGCAAUAACCAGGAUGGGCAGCUGGGUUUGGGCCACUGCAACAGAAUUACAUCUUUUCACCUGCUGCGUCCUUUCUGUGACCAUGCACCAAUCAAAAUGCUCUCUGCAGGAUGCAACACCUCAGCUGCCUUAACAGAGGAUGGGAGGCUGUUCAUGUGGGGAGACAACUCUGUGGGUCAGAUUGGAUUGGGGGAUGAAGGAUUUGCCGCAGAACCCAAAGAGGUGGAUGUUGGGGAAGCUGUGAUGUGGGUUUCCUGUGGGUACCACCACUCAGCGUUUGUCACAGUGGAUGGAGAUCUCUAUACAUUUGGUGAGAGUGAGCAUGGGAGGCUCGGUCUCCAUGAGGAGCAGCUGGCCAAUCCCAGAGUCCCUCAGAGGGUGCAAGGGAUUCUGGGUCAUGCCAUCCAGGUGUUUUGUGGAGGGGAGCACACUGUGGCACUCACAGAGGAGAGUGUGUACACUUUUGGAAGGGGUCAGUACGGACAGUUGGGCCAUGGGACCUUUCUGUUUGAAGCUGAAUUGCCAAAAACACUCCAGCACUUUUUUAACACUGGCAUCAAGCACAUAUCCUGUGGAGAGAACCAUACUGCUGUAAUCACAAGCGAUGGGCUUCUCUACACGUUUGGGGAUGGUCGACAUGGGAAAUUGGGAUUAGGAGAGGAGAACUUCAUCAACCGCUUCAGCCCGACACUCUGCACACGAUUUCUCCAGUACAACGUUCAGUUAGUGUCCUGCGGUGGUGACCACAUGUUGGUACUGGCUUCACCCAGACCCCCAGAGAUCCAUGACGACAUGCCAGAAAAGGACGACAUGUCUACAGAGGACUUUUUAGAAUCAAGAUACACAGAACUUCUCCUUCUGGAUACUUUGAUUGGUCCUAAUACACUUGUCCCACUACCAGCCCUGUCUGCUCGAGCCCGCCACAGAGAAAAAGGGAGCUCUGUGGAGCUGUUUGGGGAAAUGUUUCAAAACCUCCCACGUCUAAACUCUGACUUCCUCAGCACUUCAUGGCAAACUUCAAGAAACAUCCCAACCCCAAAAGCCCUUUCAAAGGACAAAACCUCCCGUUCUUCAUCCCCUAAACCACAAUCAGUAGGAACACCAAGCCCGGUAUUAUCCUCCAAGCCUUCAAGCCCACGGUCACGAUCAUCCAGCACAUUAAGGAAUAAAUCCUCGAGAGCUUCUUCCUUUAAGUCUAAUUCCAAAGAGUUGCUUUCUCCAUUACUCUCACCAAAGUCUAUAACUAAACAAAGACGCUAUAUCACAGCAACUCCUACAAAAACUACAAAGAAAACCACUAAAAAGGCCUUAAGUGAAAAAUCAACUAAGGAACCCAGUUUCACAUCCAGACCCUCCAGUGGUAUCUCAUAUCAAGAUCUCAAUGACAACGAUCACCUGGUUUCACCACAAGCAGAGGUAGAAAAUUCUCAGACGGAGAUUGGAACAGAAGAGGUGAAGGAGAUGAUCCGUGAGAAAGAGGACAACUCUGAUGGUUCGCCCAUUAUGGGAAAGAAGAAGGGCCGAGCUCUCAGGAGAAAAAUUAAAGAGGCGGAGGCUUUUAUGGAUCAGUCCAAUGGGAAGGCAGACCAGAGUUCUCAGAAAGCCUUACCAACAGAGCUUCAGAGAGGCUCCAGCUCCUCAAAGAAUGACGUGUCUCCUCUGAGGAGCCCGAAGAGUCCGAGAAGCCCUAAAGUCACAUCCAAAGGAAAAGAGAAUAUUUCUAAGAGGUCUAAUAGGAUAAAAAAUGAUGAUGACAGACAACCUCUGAAGGCACCCUCCCAGUUUAAUUCUAAACAACAUGAUAAAAGCAAGUUAUUACAAUCAAGCCAAACAUCUCCCCAGUCUGUUCAGAAGACCCUGACAGAGGUGCAGCAGAGACUGACUGAAGUGAAGGAAAAUGUCAAGAGAAAUAGACACACUUUGAAGAAAGAUUCUUUUGGAACUCCAAAAAAUGAGAAAAUUUAUUCCCCAGCCUUUGACAGAGCGUCUCCUGCUAUUACGGUCACUGAAGUUAAUGAAAUGACCAGCAUAUCCGUACUAAGUGGAAGUCCAAUACCUGUAAGAAGCGAUUCAAACGACGAUUCGGAAAUAACUGAUGUCAAACCUGUUGAAGUGGAGAUGCAACAGGAGACUCAACAAGUCCCAUCAACUCCAACAAAAGAGUUAAAUAUAGCAUCUGUAUCAAGAAACAGUCAAAGUAGAACACCAUCAAUGGAAAAUGAUACCACACCUGUCAAUACACCUGUUCAGGCUAAGAAAUCAAAAAGAGGUACACCUACAACUGCAAAGAAGAAACCACAAAAAGGGGAAUCCACACCUGUCAAAAGUGUCAGUAAAUUUGCGAAAACAACUCAAGUCGAGAGUAAAAGCAAAAACAAAGCGGUCUCAAAUGAGUUAAGUCCUGCAAUAAGCACACCCCAAAGAGCUAAAGGCAGAACUGCAGAUAAGCAGAAGCUAUCUGAUGUUGACAGCAGUGAAGAUAAGAGCAAAAAGAAGGCAAAAGACUCUAAACCAAAGACAAAAACAAAGCCAGUAGAAGAAGAAAACAAGGCAGAAAAGGAAGAUAAUGGUGACUCUAAAGAUAAUAAGAGGGCCAAGCCAGGAAAUAAGCAGACUGAAGCUUCUAUUCCACUGUUAUCACAGCAGGAUGCAUCUUUUGAAGUGCAGAGUAAUUCCAUUUCCUCACGAAACUCUGAGAGAAAAGAGGUGGUUUCUGCCCGCGGUGCCAAAACCCCGCCAGGCUUUGAACCUGGUGAUAGAGAUCUGUUGGUUUCUGAAACAAGCAAAGAAGAAGAAAAACCAAGCUUGGGGGAAAUCUUCAGUACAGCAGUCACUCUCCUUCCUGCUGUGGGGAUUGCAGGUGCAGCUAUGGGGUUACUACAUGAGACAGUGACAAACGUAGCUGAGUUCCAGUCUGACAGUGACACAGGCACACCCUUACCGACUGCAACACCCGUUCGAAUGAAGCAGUUCACAAAGCAGAGAGCAAUAACAGGGCCCUCCUUUUCCUCAACGCUGUCACAUCUGUCUUCAAAUGAAGAAAGCACAAAUAAAAAAGUUCGGGCCAGCGUCCAAUCAGAAUCCAGUAAUGAAGCGAAUGAAAAUGGAAGCAGAGAUGGUACUCAUGAUGAGUCACAACAAGAGCUGGAGAAAAGUGACAUUUCAGAGCAGGUAACAGAGGGGGAGAACAGCGAGAAAGAUCUGGAGACGUCCCAGCAGAAGCACAGAGAAGAUGAUAAGUCUGACAAGCCUUCAGAAGAUGAGCAGGAAAAUGAAGAAGAGGAUGAGGAAGGGGCUAGUGGAAGUGUUGUGGGAGAUAAGGAAGUAAAAGAAGAAGGGGAGGAAAGUAGUAACAAAGAUAUAGAAGAGGAUUCUGGUGAGGGUGAGGAAGAGGAAGAUGAUGACACUGCAGAGGGAGAUGGUGAGGAGGAAACAGGCUCUGAAGAGGAAGAAGAUGAAGGCAGCAUGCUGAAAAGUACAGAGGCUGAAGGGGAGGAGGAAGAGGAAGAGGAAGGGAGCAAAGGGGACUCAAGUGAAGGAGGGAGUGACUCAGCAGAUGAAGAAGAAGUUGAAGAGUCAAGUGAAGAAGAGAAUAAAGGGGAAGAGGAAGAAAGUGUGGACGAUGAGGAAGAGGACGGUGAAAGUGGAGAAGAAGCAGGAAGUGUAGCUCAGACAGAGGAAGAGGAGGAGGAAGAGGAGGGAGAGGACAGUGAUGCCACAGCAUCUGAUUCUAAUGAAGACAAUAAAGAAGAUGAGGAAGACAAUGAGGAAGAUGAAGAGGAUGAGGGUGCAACUGAGGAAGAAGGGGAUGAUCAAGACUCCUCGGAAAGUGAGGAGGAGGAAAAGAAUUCAGAAGGAACUAAAACUACAAGUGAGGAAGAGGAGGAUGACAAGCAGGAUGAAGAUGAAGAGGACGAGGACAGUAGGGUUGAUGAAGAGGACAAGGACAGUAGGGUUGAUGAAGAGGAGGAAGACAAGGAAGAAAAAAGCGAUGAACAAGAUGAACAAGAUGAAGAGGAAGGAAAAGAAGCUGGAAAAGAAGCAUCUUCCGAAGAGGGGGAAGAUGAAGAAGGGACUGCAGAUGAGGAAGCAGAAGACGGAGAGAAAGAGGCAGCUGAGGAGGAAGAUGAAGAGAGUGAAGACGAGGAAGCAGUGGAGGAAGAAGAAGAGGGUGAAGAUGAGGAAGCAGUGGAGGAAGAAGAAGAGGGUGAAGAUGAGGAAGCAGUGGAGGAAGAAGAAGAGGGUGAAGACGAGGAAGCAGUGGAGGAAGAAGAAGAGGGUGAAGACGAGGAAGCAGUGGGGGAAGAAGAAGAGGGUGAAGAUGAGGAAGCAGUGGAGGAAGAAGAAGAGGGUGAAGACGAGGAAGCAGUGGAGGAAGAAGAAGAGGGUGAAGAUGAGGAAGCAGUGGAGGAAGAAGAAGAGGGUGAAGAUGAGGAAGCAGUGGAGGAAGAUGAAGAGGGUGAAGACGAGGAAGCAGUGGAGGAAGAUGAAGAGGGUGAAGACAAGGAAGCAGUGGAGGAAGAUGAAGAGGAUGAAGAGGGUGAAGAUGAGGAAGCAGUGGAGGAAGAAGAAGAAGAGGGCGAUGAAGACGCUUCAGAAGAGGGGGAAGAUGAAGAGGAGGAAGAACGAAAAGAGAAAAGUAAAAAUGUGGAAGAGGCCAGCGAUGAUGAGGAAGAAGAGGAGGAAGAAGAGAAGGAAGAGGAAGAGGAAGAGGAGGAAACUAAUGAUCAAGAAGAAAGUGAGGAAGAGGCUGAUGAAGAAGAAGAAGGAGAUGAAGAGGAAGAGGCUGAUCAAGAAGGAGAGGAAGUGGAAGAGGCUGAUCAAGAAGGAGAUGAAGAGGAAGAGGCUGAUCAAGAAGGAGAUGAAGAGGAAGAGGCUGACCAAGAAGGAGAAGAAGAGGAAGAGGAGGAAGAUGCAGACGAGGAAGAGGAAAAUGAAACAGAUGUUAAGCCAAAAAAGGAGACCAAACUCAGCCGUCAGGGAGAGAAAACAAAACAGAAACAAACUAAAGGAAAAAAAGCUGACGAUGAUUCUGAUGAAGAUGAAAGUGAGGAAGGGGCGGAUGAAGAAGGAGAGGAAGAAGAGGAGGAGGAGGAAGAGAUGAAAGUAAAGGUAAAAUCACCAAAUCCCAAAGUGGUCACAGCAAAGUCUCCUGCUGCCGACAGAAAAGACAAACAACAAAAGGAAAAACCGAAACCAGCACCGAGGACGAAGAAGAUAAAAGAAGAAACCCCUCAACAGUUCUGGAACGAUGUUCUGCCAAAGUACCUUGACCUGGAGUGAUGACUUUGAGUACCUCCACCUGCAGUCAUGUCUUUUAGUACCUCCACCUUAAGUCAGGUUUUGUAGUACCUCUACCUGCAGACCCGUCUUUUAGUACCAUACUUGCUUUGACUUCUUUUAGUAACUUAACCUGCAAUUAACUCCUUUUAGUACCUCAACCUGAAGUGACAUGAUUUAGUACCUCAACUUGCAGACAUGUCUUACAGUACCCUUUUCUGUACUGGCAUCUUGUUGUACCUGGACCUGUAGUGAUGUCUUUUAGUAUCUGGACCUACUGUGUCAUCUUUUAAUACUCCAAUCUGCAGUGGAGUAUUUAAGUACCUUAAAAUUGCUGUCUCUGAGUUCAUCAAAUUUCAGUUCCAUCUUUUGGUAACUAGACCUUCAGUGUUGUUUUUAAAUACCCCAACUUGCAGUAAAAUUGUCUGGUACCUUGACUUACCAUAAAGUCUU